GUUCCGCCCUCUGCGCAGGCGCAGGCUGCCUCCGCCGCAGCCCCCCGCCCCCAUCCCGCGGCCGAGGGGCGGGGCGCGGGCUGGUCCGAGGCGGCCGCGGCUCCAUGGGGCUCCUGGCGCUGCUGGGCCUAAUGCACUCGGCCUUUCUCGGGGACCAGGCGCUGCAGGAGUGGAAGAUGAGCUCCGCCGCGUCCUACGAGCAGCUGGUGCGGCAGGUGGAGGCCCUGAAGGCCGAGAACAGCCACCUGCGGCAGGAGCUGCAGCACAACUCCAGCCACCUGUCCAAGCUGGAGACCGAGACGUCGGGCAUGAAGGAGGUCCUGAAGCAGCUACAGGGCAAACUGGAGCAGGAGGCGCGGGUGCUGCUGUCCUCGGGGCAGACGGAGGUCCUGGAGCAGCUGAAAGCCUUGCAGAUGGACAUCACCAGCCUGUACAACCUCAAGUUCCAGCCUCCCGCGCUGGGGCCCGAGCCCCCCGCACCGCGCACCCCGGAGGGAAGCCCGGUGCACGGCCCCGCGCCCUCCAAGGACAGCUUUGGGGAACUGGGCCGGGCCACCAUCCGCCUCUUGGAGGAGCUGGACCGCGAACGGUGUUUCUUGCUGAAUGAGAUCGAGAAGGAAGAGAAGGAGAAGCUGUGGUACUACUCGCAGCUGCAGGGCCUGUCCAAGCGCCUGGACGAGCUGCCGCACGUGGAGACGCAGUUCUCCAUGCAGAUGGACCUCAUCCGCCAGCAGCUGGAGUUCGAGGCGCAGCACAUCCGCUCGCUGAUGGAGGAGCGCUUCGGCACCUCGGACGAGAUGGUGCAGCGGGCGCAGAUCCGCGCCUCCCGCCUGGAGCAGAUCGACAAGCAGCUGCUGGAGGCGCAGGACCGGGUGCAGCAGACGGAGCCCCAGGCGCUGCUGGCUGUGAAGUCGGUGCCCGUGGACGAGGAGCCCGAGGCGGAGGCCCCCACGCACCCCGACGACGGCGCCCCUCAGCCCGGCAACAGCAAGGUGGAGGUGGUCUUCUGGCUGCUGUCCAUGCUGGCGACGCGGGACCAGGAGGACACGGCGCGCACGCUGCUGGCCAUGUCCAGCUCGCCCGAGAGCUGCGUGGCGAUGCGGCGCUCGGGCUGCCUGCCGCUGCUGCUGCAGAUCCUCCACGGCGCCGAGGCGGGCGCGGGAGCGGGCGCGCGCGCCAGCGGCCCGGGGACGCCGGGCGCCAAGGACGCCCGCAUGCGCGCCAACGCGGCGCUGCACAACAUCGUCUUCUCGCAGCCGGACCAGGGCCUGGCGCGCAAGGAGAUGCGUGUGCUGCACGUGCUGGAGCAGAUCCGCGCCUACUGCGAGACCUGCUGGGACUGGCUGCAGGCGCGCGCCGCGGGGCCGGACGGCAGCGCCGGCGGGGCCCCGGUGCCCAUCGAGCCGCAGAUCUGCCAGGCCACCUGUGCAGUGAUGAAGCUGUCCUUUGACGAGGAGUACCGCCGGGCCAUGAACGAGCUGGGUGGGCUGCAGGCGGUGGCCGAGCUGCUGCAGGUGGACCACGAGAUGCACGGGGUGACCCGGGACCCCCUGAACCUGGCCCUGCGGCGCUACGCGGGCAUGGCCCUCACCAACCUCACCUUCGGAGAUGUGGCCAACAAGGCCACGCUGUGCGCUCGCAGGGGCUGCAUGGAGGCCAUCGUGGCCCAGCUGGCCUCGGAGAGCGAGGAGCUGCACCAGGUGGUGUCCAGCAUCCUGCGCAACCUGUCCUGGAGGGCGGACCUCAGCAGCAAGAAGACCCUGCGGGAAGUGGGCAGCGUGUCUGCGCUGACGCAGUGCGCGCUGCGGGCCUGCAAGGAGUCCACCCUCAAGAGCGUGCUGAGCGCCCUGUGGAACCUGUCAGCGCACAGCACGGAGAACAAGGCGGCCGUGUGCGCGGUGGAGGGCGCCCUGGGCUUCCUGGUGAGCACGCUGACCUACAAGUGCCAGGGCGCCUCGCUGGCCAUCAUCGAGAGCGGCGGCGGCAUCUUGCGCAACGUGUCCAGCCUGGUGGCCACGCGCGAGGACUACCGGCAGGUGCUCCGCGACCACAACUGCCUGCAGACGCUGCUGCAGCACCUGACCUCACACAGCCUGACCAUCGUGAGCAACGCGUGCGGCACGCUCUGGAACCUGUCGGCCCGCAGCGCGCGCGACCAGGAGCUGCUGUGGGACCUGGGCGCCGUGGGCAUGCUGCGCAACCUGGUGCACUCCAGGCACAAGAUGAUCGCCAUGGGCAGCGCCGCCGCCCUGCGCAACCUGCUGGCCCACCGGCCCGCCAAGCACCAGGCGGCCGCCACGGCCGUGUCCCCCGGCGCCUGCGUGCCCAGCCUCUACGUGCGCAAGCAGCGGGCGCUGGAGGCGGAGCUCGACGCCCGGCACCUGGCGCAGGCGCUCGGCCACCUGGAGAAGCAGGCCCUGCCCGAGGCCGAGGCCGCCGCCAAGAAGCCGCUGCCGCCCCUGCGGCACCUGGACGGGCUGGCGCGGGACUACGCCUCCGACUCGGGCUGCUUCGACGACGACGACGCGCCGUCCCUGGCCGCCGCCACCGCCGAGCCCGCCAGCCCGGCCGUGCUCUCCCUCUUCCUGGGCAGCCCCUUCCUGCAGGGCCAGGCGCUGGCCCGCACCCCGCCGGCCCGCCGCGGCCUGGAGCCCGAGAAGGAGGCCGGCGGCGAGGCGGCCGCGGCGGCCAAGGCCAAGGCCAAGCUGGCGCUGGCGGUGGCGCGCAUCGACCGUCUGGUGGAGGACAUCUCGGCCCUGCACACCUCGUCCGACGACAGCUUCAGCCUCAGCUCCGGGGACCCCGGGCAGGAGGCGCCGCGGGAGGGCCGGGCGCAGUCCUGCUCGCCCUGCCGCGGCCCCGAGGGCGGCCGGCCGGAGGCGGGGGG
Molecule: messenger RNA, 2887 nt
Organism: Oryctolagus cuniculus (rabbit)
Lineage: Eukaryota; Metazoa; Chordata; Mammalia; Lagomorpha; Leporidae
Gene: APC2
Product: APC regulator of Wnt signaling pathway 2
Biological process (GO): negative regulation of canonical Wnt signaling pathway; negative regulation of microtubule depolymerization; cell fate specification
Cellular component (GO): beta-catenin destruction complex; cytoplasmic microtubule; catenin complex
Molecular function (GO): gamma-catenin binding; beta-catenin binding; microtubule binding
Source: RefSeq, a predicted model, not a curated record